Rotaria sp. Silwood2 is the source of this 963-nucleotide messenger RNA. Lineage: Eukaryota; Metazoa; Rotifera; Eurotatoria; Philodinida; Philodinidae. The record is from the annotation of a GenBank genome assembly.
AUGUCUGCAAACAGAUUAGAAACUAUUGGUCGUCAUAUUCGAUUAAGUACACAAUAUAAAAGUGAACAACAACAACCAGAAUAUCGUUUUACAUUGUCCAAUGGAAAUUUAACUAAUGAACAACGUGAAUUUUAUGAAAAAAAUGGUUUUAUUGUUAUUCGAAAUUUAGUUUCACCUGAAACACUUGAACGAUUUCAUAAACGUUUUCAAGAUAUUUGUACAGGUAAAGUUCCAACAUUUGGUAUGACAGUAAUGAAAGAUAUAGCUAUUGCUAAAUCGGAAUUUGUUGAUGGUGAAAAAGCUAUAACAAAAAUUCAAGAUUUUACAUUAGAUGAUGAAUUAUUUCAAUAUUGUUGUUUACCUGAAAUUGUUAAAUAUGUUGAAAAUUUUACUGGUUCAAAUAUAAUGGCUAUGCAUACAAUGUUAAUUAAUAAGCCACCUGAUCCGGGUACUCAAACAUCACGACAUCCACUUCAUCAAGAUUUAUAUUAUUUUCCAUUUCGACCAGCUGAUCGAAUUGUUUGUGCAUGGACAGCAAUGGAACAUAUACAUCGUGAAAAUGGAUGUCUUGUAGUUUUACCUGGAACACAUAAAGAUGAACUUCAAGAACAUGGAUAUCCAAAGUGGAAGGGUGGCGUCAAUAAAAUGUAUCAUGGAAUUCAAAAUUUUGAUCCAAAUGCAGAACGAAUACAUUUAGAAAUGUGGAUAGGUGAUACUGUAUUUUUUCAUCCAUUACUUAUUCAUGGUAGUGGAACGAAUAGAACUGCAGGAUUUCGAAAAUCAAUAUCUUGCCAUUAUGCAGAUUCUGCAUGUGAAUAUAUUGAAUGUGAUGGUCGACAAGAAUUAAUUUCGAAAGAAGUUACAGCAAUAUUUAAAAAACGAACAGGAGCUGAAGAUGCACGUUUUGAAGAUGUUUGGAGAAUUAAAAGUCGGCUUGUUCAAGGUGAACGAAUAAAUUUAUAA